Molecule: messenger RNA, 4436 nt
Organism: Heteronotia binoei (common prickly gecko)
Lineage: Eukaryota; Metazoa; Chordata; Lepidosauria; Squamata; Gekkonidae
Gene: BMS1
Product: BMS1 ribosome biogenesis factor
Exons: 23
Coding region: 366-4244 (1292 amino acids)
Biological process (GO): maturation of SSU-rRNA from tricistronic rRNA transcript (SSU-rRNA, 5.8S rRNA, LSU-rRNA); endonucleolytic cleavage of tricistronic rRNA transcript (SSU-rRNA, 5.8S rRNA, LSU-rRNA); ribosome biogenesis
Cellular component (GO): 90S preribosome; nucleus
Molecular function (GO): U3 snoRNA binding; GTPase activity; GTP binding
Source: RefSeq, a predicted model, not a curated record
AUGUGGCUCUUACAUUAAGCAAGUUUGGCCAUCCCCGAAAUAGGCAGAGAAGGCUGAUAAGGUAAAUAGGCAGAGAUGCCUGCUUAGAAUCGCAUAGUAAGAGGGGGAAUGAAAAUGACAACUGAGAAGAGACUGAGCAUAAGUAUGCAAAUACCUGAAUGGGAGAGGGCUUACUUGCCUUAAAAGUGAGUGCUUGAGUGAAGCAGGAUGCUGGCCCAUUUGUCUAAUACAUUGGCACACUUCCUGUCUGGUGAACACCUUUGAAGUGGGCGUGCCACGUGGAGUCCCUGGUUUCUCUCUUCCUCGGUGAUAUUGGCAGAACCACAUUGUGCACUGUCAGCGGUAGCUGACCGCCGACCAAAGAGAUGGACGAAAAAGAACAGAAACAUCAUCGCAAGAAACACAGUGGGCCCAAAGCGAACAGGAAAAAGAAGCGCCAUUUGACAGACCUUGGCCUUGAAGAUGAGGAGGACGCCAGGAAGAGAAACCCAAAGGCCUUUGCGGUCCAGUCUGCGGUGCGGAUGGCCAGAACCUUUCACAGGACUCAGGAUCUGAAGACAAAAAAACAUCAUAUUCCUGUGGUCGACCGCACUCCCUUAGAGCCACCGCCAGUGGUGGUGGUGGUGGUUGGCCCCCCGAAAGUAGGGAAGAGUACCUUGAUAAGAUGUCUCAUUAAGAAUUUCACCAGGCAGAAGUUGGUUGAAAUUCGGGGCCCUGUCACAAUUGUCUCAGGUAAAAAACGCAGACUGACCAUAAUUGAGUGUGGAUGUGAUAUUAGUACAAUGAUCGACCUGGCGAAAGUUGCUGAUUUGGUGUUGAUGCUCAUCGAUGCCAGUUUCGGCUUUGAAAUGGAAACGUUUGAGUUCCUGAACAUUUGCCAGAUACACGGCUUUCCGAAAAUCAUGGGUGUCCUCACGCACUUGGAUACUUUGAAGAAUAACAAACAGCUGAAGAAGAUGAAGAAAAGACUGAAACACAGAUUCUGGACUGAGGUGUAUCAGGGCGCCAAGCUGUUCUAUCUCUCCGGCAUGGUACACGGAGAAUAUCAAAAGCAGGAAGUCCACAACUUGGGACGCUUCAUCUCAGUGAUGAAAUUCCGGCCGCUCACAUGGCAGACAUCUCAUCCUUACGUUCUGGCAGACAGGAUGGAAGACCUGACGAACCCAGAAGUUGUCCGAGUUAAUCCGAAGUGCGAUAGGAAGGUUUCGCUGUAUGGCUACUUAAGAGGAGCGCACCUGAAAAACAAAAGCCAGAUACAUAUACCAGGUGUCGGGGACUUCACAGUGAGUGACGUCGCUUUCCUGCCAGACCCCUGCGCUCUUCCUGAUCGCCAAAAGAAGCGGUCCUUGAACGAGAAGGAGAAGCUGAUCUACGCUCCACUGUCAGGCCUCGGAGGUUUAGUCUAUGACAAAGAUGCCGUUUACAUAGACUUGGGGGGAAGUCAUGCCCGGCGAGACGGGGAGGAGGAAGCAAGGCCGAAUCAUGAGCUGGUCCAGAGCCUUAUCUCCAUGCAUUCCACCAUUGAUGCCAAGAUGGCUUCCAGCAGAGUCUCUCUCUUCAUGGAUUCCAAGCCACUAGGAACUGAGGACAUUGAAAACCAAACGAUGUUUACAAUGCCUAAAGAGGAGAAGAAAAUGGACCCUCACACCGGGAGGAUGCGUCGGAAGGCAGUGUUUGAAGACGAAGACGGGGAAGAUGGGGAAAGCGAAGAGGAAGAGGAGGAAGAAAUGUCCGUGGAGGAGAACGGGGAGGAGAGCGAUAGUGAGGAAGAAGAGGAGGAGGCUCACAGAGAACAAGGCGGUCGAGAUCUGGGAAAGGAACCAGCUCCGAGAACUUGCAAGCGCUUUAAAAAAACAGUGGAACAGGCGACUCCUGGAGAACUGCCCGCUUUUGCCGACAGUGAUGACGAUCUGGAGGUGAGCUCAGGCGACGAAGGAGAAGCUGUCCUUGAUGAGAGCAUGGAAGAGGCAGAUGGAGAAGGACAAACAAGCGACGAGGAGGAGGGUACCGAUUCUGGACAGAUGGCCAGAAGUGCAGAUCUGUUCGGUCGGCCCACGCGCCGUGGAAUUGACAAGAGAGGCAGAGUACCGGGAAGCAAUGGGGAAAAGGUAGCUCUCACCACAGAUUCUGGAAAUGGCACAGCGGAAGAAGUGUCCGGAUCCGAAUUGGAUGAGGAGGAGGAAGGGGGAUCGGUGGAAGACUCGGGCACUGAAGAGUCUGACGGAGAAGAUGUUCCAGAGUCCCAGGCGCAGAGCAUUGGAAAUAAGAACCCUGAAUCAAAGUCCAUAAAGGAGGAGGAAGAAGAUGACGUUGAAGGUCUAUUGAAAGAGGAAGAGGACUAUAAAGAAGCGUCUGACUUUUCUUUAGAUACAGCUGGUGCACUGAAAUGGAAAGAAGACCUUACGCAAAAAGCAGCGGAAGCAUUUCUGAGACAGCAGCAGUCAGCUCCCAGUCUCUGUAAACUUGUUUAUGGGACAGUGGCUGAGGAUGAGGAGGAUGAAGGUGAAGCCGGCGGGGAGCUCGGAGGGCUCUUCCGUGUCAGUCGGCCCGACAACGAAUCCAAGCGAAAAGCCAACGCCCUUGACUGCUCCAAAUUCCCGGUGGAAGCCCCCAAAGAUUGGGACUUAGAUGAGGUUAUGGACAGCAUCCGGGACUGCUUUGUGACUGGAAACUGGGAAGCCGAUAAAGACGCGGCCAAACUAUUGAAAGACGACGAAGAGCUCUAUGGUGAUUUUGAAGACCUGGAAACAGGAACCGUACACAAAGGCAGGCCGGAUGAUCAAGGAGAAGAGGCAGGAGGCGAAGAGGUGAAAGAGGCGGGCGAGGGGAAAGGAGGCGAGGAAGACGAGGAGCGGCAGCAGCAGCAAAGGAUGGAUAAGAAGCGGAAACUGAAGGAGAUGUUUGAUGCAGAGUAUGACGAGGGGGACGCCACCUACUUUGACGAUCUGAAAGGGGAGAUGCUGAGACAGGCCCAGCUUAACCGGGCUGAAUUUGAAGACCAAGACGACGAGACCAGGGUUCAGUACGAGGGCUUCCGGCCUGGGAUGUAUAUCCGCGUCGAAAUUGACAACGUCCCCUGUGAGCUGGUGCUGAAUUUUGAUCCCCACUAUCCGGUCAUCUUGGGAGGCUUGGGAAACACGGAAGGAAACGUGGGGUAUGUGCAGAUGCGCCUGAAGAAGCAUCGCUGGUAUAAGAAAAUCCUGAAGACUCGCGAUCCUUUGAUUCUCUCGCUGGGCUGGAGGAGGUUUCAGACCAUUCCCAUGUAUUACAUCGAGGACCACAAUGGCCGCCACAGGCUGCUCAAGUACACGCCACAGCACAUGCAUUGUGGAGCCUCUUUUUGGGGGCCUAUCACUCCACAAGGGACGGGAUGUCUGGCAAUCCAGUCAGUCAGUGGAACAACACCUGAUUUUCGGAUCGCCGCUACUGGAGUUGUGCUUGACUUAGAUAAGUCAAUAAAAGUUGUGAAGAAAUUGAAACUGACUGGCUUCCCGUUCAAAAUUUACAAGAAUACAGCAUUUAUCAAGGGGAUGUUUAACUCCGUGCUGGAAGUGGCCAAGUUCGAAGGUGCGGCCAUCCGGACCGUGAGCGGAAUCCGUGGACAGAUCAAGAAGGCGCUGCGGACGCCUGAGGGGGCUUUCAGGGCCACCUUUGAAGACAAGCUGCUGAUGAGUGACAUCGUCUUCAUGCGGACUUGGUACCCUGUAUCCCUCCCGGCCUUCUACAAUCCGGUCACUUCCUUGCUGAAGCCUGUGGGCGAAAAGGAUUCUUGGACCGGAAUGAAGACGACCGGGCAGUUGAGACACGAGAAGGGUAUCCGGCUAAAACGAAACAAGGAUUCCCUCUAUAAGGAAAUCGUACGAGAGAAGAAGCAUUUCAAUAAACUGCACAUCCCCAAAGCCCUUCAAAAGGCCCUGCCGUUCAAGAACAAACCGAAGUAUCAGGAGAAAAAAGGCAAGAUCACAAAGGACAAGUGGAGACCUGCUGUUAUCAGAGAGCCUCAUGAGAAGAAAAUUGCAGCCCUGCUGACAGCGCUGGGCACGGUGCACAACUACAAGGUGAAGAACGCCAAAACGAAGCAUCGGCAGCAGGUCAAGGAACACCUGAAAGUGAAGCAGAAAGAGGAGGAAGCGAAACUCAAGCGGCAGAAGGAAGCAAAGAAGAAGCUUUUCCGGAUCAUGGGGCAGAGGGAGAAGAAGAGGCUCAAGUCGAGCCUGAAGGGGUCAGCAGAAAGAGAGAAGUGAGGAAACGAGGCAUCUGGCUCUAGAGUUCUCAAAGAACAGGGAAAAAGAAACUCUGAAAUGGUGUCUUGGACUCCCAUGUCUUGGAGGAAAGAAAAGACAUGAGCAAAUGCUGGAUGGGAACACCCAGCGCAAUUUGCUCCAAGAACUCCUUUGUAAAGCAUCCAUUAAAAUAUUUUGAUAUUGAGUAUUGAA